Molecule: messenger RNA, 681 nt
Organism: Cherax quadricarinatus
Lineage: Eukaryota; Metazoa; Arthropoda; Malacostraca; Decapoda; Parastacidae
Gene: Ak6
Product: adenylate kinase isoenzyme 6
Cellular component (GO): cytoplasm; nucleus
Molecular function (GO): ATP hydrolysis activity; AMP kinase activity; ATP binding
Source: RefSeq, a predicted model, not a curated record
GGGUUCAUACAGCCGUCGGGUUCAUACAGCCGUCGGGUUCAUACAGCCGUCGGGUUCAUACGGCCUUAAAGUGUCAUUGUCCUUUAACCUAACCAAAAUAUUGCUUCACCAUGAAGUCUGGUCCGAACAUACUUAUAACAGGUACACCAGGAGUAGGGAAGUCUACAUUAGCACAACAAUUAGCUGAACGUUCUGGACUGGAAUGGAUCAGCGUAGGAGACCUAGCAAGGGACAAUAAUUUUUUUGAUGGUUAUGAUGAUGAGAGAGAUUGCCCCAUUCUGGAUGAAGAUAAAGUGUUAGAUGAAUUGGAGGAUAUGAUUGAGGAAGGCGGCAAAAUAGUUGAUUAUCACGGCUGUGAUUUCUUCCCAGAAAGAUUUUUUGACAUCAUAUUUGUGCUGAGGACUGAUAACACACUGCUAUAUGACAGACUUGCUGCCAGGGGUUACCAUGGAAAGAAACUAGAAGACAACAUAGAAUGUGAAAUAAUGAAUGUCUUAAGAGAUGAAGCCAAGGACAGUUACGCUGACCACCUAGUACAUGAAUUGCCAUCCAACACUACUGAUGACAUGGAGAACAAUCUUGAGAGAAUGCUGCUGUGGAUAAAUGCAUGGAAGAGAGACAACAAUUGUUAAGACUUUUCCAUUAUCAACAAUUCACAGAAUAUCUGUAGAUAAGUCAAAA